Messenger RNA from Alosa sapidissima (American shad), 1626 nucleotides. RefSeq names its product calmodulin 2a (phosphorylase kinase, delta) (gene calm2a). The record is from RefSeq and is a predicted model, not a curated record. NCBI's taxonomy places the organism in Eukaryota, Metazoa, Chordata, Actinopteri, Clupeiformes, Clupeidae. The transcript is spliced from 6 exons. Gene Ontology annotation, molecular function: calcium ion binding. The coding region runs from base 125 to 574 and encodes 149 amino acids.
GGGGAGGAGUUUGUGCCUCUCCAUUAAAGGCGCGUCUGCUUCGGCUUGGUCGCAUCCUGUGUGAGUUGCCUGUUUGGGACUGUUGAACCUGUGGAGCAACAAGGCGUAUUCUUAAUACAGCGUGAUGGCUGAUCAACUGACAGAAGAGCAGAUUGCCGAGUUCAAAGAGGCAUUCUCGCUCUUUGAUAAGGACGGCGAUGGCACCAUCACUACUAAGGAGCUGGGCACAGUCAUGCGCUCUUUGGGACAGAACCCCACUGAGGCUGAGCUGCAGGACAUGAUCAACGAGGUGGACGCUGACGGUAAUGGAACGAUAGAUUUCCCAGAGUUCCUCACCAUGAUGGCCAGGAAGAUGAAGGACACUGACAGUGAGGAGGAGAUCAGAGAAGCAUUCCGCGUCUUUGACAAGGACGGUAACGGCUACAUUAGCGCUGCUGAGCUUCGUCACGUGAUGACAAACCUGGGCGAGAAGCUGACGGACGAGGAGGUCGAUGAGAUGAUCCGAGAGGCCGACAUUGAUGGUGACGGCCAGGUCAACUACGAAGAGUUCGUACAGAUGAUGACGGCGAAGUGAAGGCCUUGUAUAGACGCUCGCUCUUCUAUAAAUCAUUUGCCUUUUUUCCUUAUUUUUGGUUUAAUUUAUCUGUAAACCGUUAAGCCCCAACUAACCCCAUCCUUUCCUCCUCCUCUUCCUCAUCUUCCUCCUCCUCCUCUCCCCUCCCUUGUCCCUUGCCCCUACUGGCUAUCCAGAGGAACUGCAUGUAAACCGCAUAGGAUCACAGUCUUCAUGUCCCUUUUAUUUAUUUAUCUUUUUAUUUUUAUUUUUUGCUGUCGUCGUGGUUUUUUCCAGAGUGGCGGUGUGCCUGAGCGAAUCGGGCGCCCGCCUGGGCGAAGGGGGGUGGGGUUGCGGUGACACUCGGAGAUCGUUUGGUCAUGUCUGUUGGGAACCCCUCCCGCCGCUGCGUGGCAGUGAUUGGAGACCUGUCAGCAGGUUGUCACACCGCUGGCAUGGAAACGAUGUAGAGGAGUUCCUCUCUGCAUGGAUCUUGGAUCAUGGAUUUAAAAAAAAAAAGCAUAUACAGUAUGGAAAAAUCUUCUUCUCUCAGCAUUGCACUAACUGCAAAAAGAAAACAAAAAAAUGAAAUGAAAUGAAAAAGACGAGUGUGUCAUCUUAAGCACUCGAACAGAAACUCUUUUUGUAUCUGCUGUUAUAUACUAGAGAACUACUUGUUUGAAUCUUGUUAUGCUUUUUGAUGUUUUAAUUUACUUUUCUGUUAAUGUUUUUUUUUUCUCUUUGUCUUUGUUUCUUUUCUUUAUCUCCUUUCCUUUCUUUCUCUUGCUUUCUUUCUUUCUUUCUUUCUCUUGUUCUUUCUUUUUUAAGCUUAAGGCAUAGCGAUGCCUCAGAUAAUUCAUUCCAAGUUGUAUAUUUUUGUUUUCCAAUAAAAUUUACAGUUUACCCAGACUGAAAAGUUUUCUUGAUAUUAGAAGCCUGUGUUUUUUUCAUUGCGUGAUGACACAGCAACGUGAAUAUUUAUGUAUCUGGAUUUGCAUGUACCUCUAAACUGGUUUGAUUUCACACUAUUGACGUGCUGACCGCAUUGAUAAAAAAUGAUUACAGUACCAUAA